Molecule: messenger RNA, 1089 nt
Organism: Cladophialophora immunda
Lineage: Eukaryota; Fungi; Ascomycota; Eurotiomycetes; Chaetothyriales; Herpotrichiellaceae
Exons: 7
Coding region: 1-1089 (362 amino acids)
Molecular function (GO): oxidoreductase activity, acting on the CH-CH group of donors, NAD or NADP as acceptor
Source: RefSeq, a predicted model, not a curated record
AUGUCCUCGUCCACCUAUAAAUCCGUCGUGUUGAACACGAGACCAGAACAGCAUAUUGUUCUAGGGGAGACAUUCCAGAUCACGCACACGCCGGUCCCUACUCUGGACCAGCUAAAGGAUGGCGAAGUCGUCUUCAAAACCGAAUACAUCAGUGUUGAUCCGGGAAUGCGGGACUGGUUGAAAGAGCCUGGGUCAUACAUGCCACCAGUUGCCCUAGGCGAGCCCAUGCGAGGCUUUGCUGUGGGCACGAUAUCAGCAAGCAAUAAUGCGAACCUCCCAGUCGGGUCUCAUGCCACAGGCUUGGUAGGCUGGUCGGAGCUGAAAAUCAUCCACGGAGAUCAACUGCAAAAAUUCGAGAUCCCAGCUGGCGGCAAGCUUGCAGACGCCUUGAGCCUUCUUGGCAUGACGAGCCUUACAGCUUACUAUGGUGUUAUCAAGAUUGGUCAAGUCAAGCCAGGUGAUUUUGUCGUCGUUUCUGGUGCGGCUGGUGCAACUGGAAGCAUCGCCGGACAAAUCGCCAAGAUCAAAGGUGCAACUGUUCUCGGUGUUGCUGGCAGCGACGACAAAGUUCGCUGGCUGAAGGACAUCGGGUUCGACGACGCCCUGAAUUACAAGGACGAGGACUUUGUCCGUAAGUUCGAGGCUGCGACCAUAGGUGGAAUCGACAUGUUCUAUGACAACGUGGGCGGUCAAGUUCUUGAAUUAGCCCUGGAACAGGCGAAAAUCCAUGGCCGAAUCGUCCUGUGCGGAGGUGUGAGCCAGGUCAAUACAACAAGUCCUCAAGGCCCAAAGAACUAUCUGAAUAUCAUCUACAAGCGUCUUCGUGUGGAGGGGUUUCUAGUUUUCGAUUAUCCUGAAGAAAAUGCCCAAGCGUUUAGCCAGAUCAGCCAAUGGUUCUCCGAAGGCAAGUUGAAGGCCAAGGAGACAAUCAUAAAGGGCGGACUGGAACAGGCGGAAAAGGCCCUUCGAGACAUCUACAAUGGGGUCAAUACAGGUGGGCCUCAUAAUACAGACGUGACCGAAGUUGCUAACGAAAGAAAGGCAAAUUGCUGGUCGAGGUGUGACAUUCACCAUACUCUUGACGGCUGA